CCCCUUUCUCCUGGAGUCGGGAGCGCGCGUCGAAUCCUGGGCAAAGUCGACCGGGAGGAGAAAACAUCCUUCGGGCUGUUCGGCAUCUCACCCGGAGAAACAUGUUUCCUCCGCCACAAAGCAUUAACGUAGUACGCGCCUUCAAAAAUAAUGUAAGCGGAUUUACUAUAUGGGAAAAACAUACUUCAAGCGAUCUAUAACUAUUUUUCUAUUGUAUUUCGCAAAAGUGCCCGACGAUCUCAAAGCCAAUAAGGAUAGGAAAACGUACUACCACACAGGUCCUGAAAUGGCAGCGACGUACCUCCUCUGGCUCGCGCUGUGGGCAGCUAUUGCUGGGAUUGCACGAGCGUGCCCUGAGGUGUGCGAGUGUAAGGAUGAAGUUAUUAAUUGCGCCUACAAACAACUGCUAGAGGUGCCCGCGCGGCUUCCGUCCAAUACAAAGACACUCAGUCUCACCGCCAACAUAAUCACCUCACUGAAGUCGAAGGACUUCGUGAAUGUUAUCCAAGUGACUAACCUAUGGCUCAGCCACAACAAGAUUGUGACCAUAGAGAGGGGCACACUCACCCCUCUGGUCCAGCUCCGCAACCUGGAUCUCAGCAAUAACAAGAUUGUCAGUUUCCCAUGGGAGGACUUUCUCAACCUCACUUCCCUACAGAUGCUGAAGAUCAACAACAAUGAAAUAGUCAGCUUGCCCAAAGAUGCCUUUGCCAACCUCAAAGACCUGAAGUCUCUUCGCAUCAACAACAAUAAAUUCACCACAGUUGAGCAGGGGACAUUUGACUCCUUGGCCUUGAUGUCCCACUUACAAAUCCACAACAACCCGUUCACCUGCGCUUGCAAGCUGGAAUGGCUGAGGGAUUGGAUUGCAGAGUCUAAGGUCCAUGUCCCAGAGACUGACUCUAUUCUCUGUGAGGCUCCUGAGCAGCUGAAAGGUGCGCUGGUGGCAAAAAUGCCCAGAUUGGGUUGCAUGGCCCCGACAGUCAGAAUAACCUACCAGCCUGACAUUGAGAACACUGAGCUCUAUGAGGGCUUCAUGCUGAUCCUGAACUGUGAAUCCAAUGGGAACCCCAGACCAGACCUCAAGUGGGAAAUACUUGCUGGAAACCAGUACAUAGAGUUCAGUUUGACCACUAAAGGCACAAAAAAAAAUGACCAACCCUUGAAUACUCAACAGUAUGGAAAUCGGUUUCUCGUGUUUGCAAAUGGUACUCUCAUCAUCCCCCACAUGAGCAAAAAGGAAGAUGGCAACUACAGCUGCUUGGCUGUCAACGAGGUGGGCAAGGCAGGAAGUGCCGUCGAAGUGGUGGUUGCUGGUAGCCAGAAACACGCCACCAACUCCAUGCUGGACACAACAGUAGAUAAAUUUGGCCAUCACUCGGGCCCCAAGACCUCUGAUAACAAUGUAAUCAGCUGGCCCAAGUCUGAAGAAAAGGGAAAGAAUGCACUGAUUGGAUCAACUUAUGUCACUGAUAAUGAGGCAGAAAAGGACAACAAAGACCCACCAUUUACCAACAAGUGUGGUGUGAAUGGAGGAACCCAAUAUAUCUCCAACCACGCCUUCAAUCUGAGCUCUGACGAGCUGAAGCAGUACUCAUUUGAUUUCGGUGUCAUUGCCUUGGAAGUAUCAGAGACCGAAGCUAAGGUCCAGCUAAACCCUCUUCAACUGCCUAACACCAAGGCCACACUACAUGUCCUCAGUCCUUCCCAAGAACUCGAAACUGUAAAUAAAGAACCUUUUUACCUUUACCAAACAGCAGACAGUAAAGUCCCUCUAGACCUAUUAUACUUGUGCACAAAGACUGGCAAUGGUCAUUCUGUGGUACAGUGGUCAAGGAUCGAAGAGGGUGUCAAUGCUUAUGGCUUCAAAGGCCUUCAGGCUGGCACCAAUUACACACUCUGCCUCACAUACGGAGGCGCGGACUGCCAGGUCCAAGUUGUUUUCACUACCCGGAAGAAGAUCCCGUCCUUAUUGAUCAUAGUGGCGGUCAGCAUAUUUCUGCUGGUGCUGGCUACCAUCCCCUUGCUGGGUGCCAUGUGCUGCCAUUUAUUUCACAAAUAUCAAGGGAAGACUUACAAACUAAUCAUGAAGACGCAGAAUCCGGAUCAGAUAGAGAAGCAAGUGGCUGCCGAUUUUGAUCCCGGAGCGUCUUUUGUGAAAUCUGAGAAGAACUAUAAUGGCAGUGAGUUUGGUGAGAGUGAGGGGGAUGAGGGGGAGGUGGAAAACGAGGUUGAGGGUGAGGAAGAGGGUGAGGAAGGAGACACAGAGGGCAGUGUAGUUACGGAUUCCAUUCCUGUGUCCCAUUCCAAAACAAACCAGGAGGAAUUUGAAGUGGGCUCCGAAUACAGCGAUCGACUACCUCUCGGGGCAGAGGCGGUGAACAUCUCAGAAGAAAUCAAUGGCAACUACAAACAGUCUGACUCUUGACUCUGUGGUCGGGAACUUCAAAACUGAAGCCAGCUCCUGGUGCCAGCCUGUAAUUUUCUUCUUUUUUUUAAACCAAAUUUUAUAACUGGCAAUUAGAUCGGUCAUUGUCUUGGGUAUUUUUUAGAGCGAAAGGCGGUUCACCCGUUAAUCACAGAGUGGCAGUUAAAAAUAACCUAAUGCUUUAUACAAGUUCAAUGGGAUACACACCUGUAAUAAAUUGCCUUAUAUUUGGCGUCACAGGUCCCUAAGUGAUCAUUCAUUCAAACAGGGUCCGAACACUCUUGAAGGGCAUAUUUGUGGACACGUUUUGUUCAUUUAAAGGUUAACGUUCGCCAUUUUCAGAACGUAAAACAUUGCCUUCUGACAAUUUGAAAAUUGUGAAAUAAAUAUCCGAUCAGAACCGGUAAAAGCCGAGGAAUAUACACGUAGUACAAACAGCGCGUUGGAAUGCCAUUCAUUCUCAUUGUGUUUUUCACGCCUGCUUUUUAGCAGGCUUAGGCGACUUGCUUUUUAGCAGGCAGAGGCUUGAACUCGCGUGAAUUUAAUUCUAUUAAUCCUGAUUAAAAUAAAAUUUAUUUUUUUUACUUGUCUGACAGUAAAGCAAAUGCUGGAAAUUCCCGGUCAUUGCCAACACACAGUGUUACACCUACUGUGGAUUUACAAAAAUGUUAGUUUAAGAUUCGCUCUUUUCUGAAAUGUUGAAUAUUUUUAGCUGUAUAUAUUUGUCUGUGGCAUGUCACACAUAAACAGUCUUUUUAUAUGUGCUUUGAUAGUGCAUAUGGCUUUUAUGUGGGUAUUAUUGUGUGCUGUAACCUCGAUAAAAAUCUUUUUUAAUUGUAUUUUUUCCUGAAAAAAGAAAAAGAAAAGAAAAAUACGUCUGACGGCUUUGAGUGUAAUGUGAAUCAACGCAUAGCGGAUUUUACGUGCCUAACUGUCCAACAAUAUUUUAAAGAUCUCCCAUCCCUUUACAUUUUUGAUAUGUUAAUGUAGCCUACGUAAAAUUAAUAAAAUAUUGAACGUUAAAUUUGCA
Molecule: messenger RNA, 3458 nt
Organism: Anguilla anguilla (European eel)
Lineage: Eukaryota; Metazoa; Chordata; Actinopteri; Anguilliformes; Anguillidae
Product: immunoglobulin superfamily containing leucine-rich repeat protein 2-like
Exons: 2
Coding region: 170-2428 (752 amino acids)
Molecular function (GO): protein binding
Source: RefSeq, a predicted model, not a curated record